Molecule: messenger RNA, 1788 nt
Organism: Corylus avellana
Lineage: Eukaryota; Viridiplantae; Streptophyta; Magnoliopsida; Fagales; Betulaceae
Source: RefSeq, a predicted model, not a curated record
AUGGCUGGUCAUUCAUCUAGUGGUAUGGGUUCUAGUUCUGCUUCAUCUACUCCUACUCGUAGUGAUAGUACUAUGCCUUCCAUUGAUAAUGAUACUAUUGGAUGUGUUGGUGUUGGCACUCAAAACCCUAGUUUAGCUCUCCCACCAAAACCUAAAAAAUCUGAGCAAACAUCAAUGGUUUGGGAACAUUUUACCAAGGUAGAGGGGGGUGAUCCCGAGGAUCCUAAAUCACAAUGCAAUUAUUGCAAGAAAUUGUUUAGUUGUCACAGUAAAAGGUUAGGUACUUCAUCAAUGCUAACACAUUUGAAGAAUACUUGCAAAAAAUAUUCCAGUAAGUUUGAUAAGUCACAAUCAAAGUUAAGUUUUGAGGUUAAGAGGGAAGGCCAAAUGGCAAUGGGAGAAGGAACUGUUGGUAAUUUGGUGAUUACUAAAUACAAUGCUGGGAAAAUAAGGGAAGCAAUUGCGAAGAUGAUAAUUAAGGAUGAGUUGCCAUUUAGGUUUGUAGAAGGUGAAGGGUUUCGGGAUUUCAUGAAUAUAGUUGAGCCUAGGUUUUCAAUUCCUUCUCGUUAUACUGUGAUGAAGGAUUGUAUUAAGCUCUUCUUGUCUGAGAAGGAAAAGUUGAGGGCAAUGUUUAUGACAACUGGAGUUCGGGUUUGUCUUACCACUGAUACAUGGACUUCGGUUCAAAACCUUAAUUACAUGGUAAUCACCUCCCAUUUUAUUGAUAGUGAUUGGAACUUACACAAAAGAAUUAUAAACUUUUGUUUAAUUCCUAAUCACAAAGCUGAUACCAUUGGGGAGAAGAUUUUGUCGUGUAUGCUUGAGUGGGGUAUUCGUAACAUUUUCACUAUCACAGUUGACAAUGCUUCUACCAAUGAUAAGGCUUUGGAGUUUGUGAAGAGGAGAACUGGUAAUAAGGAGGGUGCCAUAUUAGAGAGUCAGUUUAUGCAUAUCAGGUGUUGUGCACACAUAUUAAAUCUUAUUGUGACUGAUGGUUUGAAAGAGGUAGAUGACUCCAUUGUGAGGGUUAGAAGUGCGGUGAAGUAUGUGAAGUCUUCACCUGCAAGAUUUGAGAAGUUUAAGGGUUGUAUUGAAAGAGAACAAAUUUCUUUCAAGGGUUUGUUGUGUCUUGAUGUUUCAACUAGAUGGAACUCUACAUUUUUGAUGUUGGAAGGUGCUGAAAAAUGUCAAUCUGCUUUUCAACUUAUGGAAGAGUUUGAUAAAAACUUUAAGAGUGCAUUGAAUGAGGAAAAGAAUGAGAAAGAGGGUUUGGGACCUCCUACAUGUGUUGAUUGGAAUCGGAUUAGGAUUUUUCUUAAGUUUCUCAAACUUUUUUAUGAUGCCACAAUGCGACUUUCGGGGUCUUUAUAUUGUACAUCUAAUAUGUACUUUCAAGAAGUUUGUGGCAUUCAAAUGCAUUUACAAGAGUAUAUUGCUAGUGAUGAUUUUGUAUUGAGUUCUAUGGCAGAGAAGAUGAUGAUGAAGUACAAUAAAUAUUGGGGGGAUCUUGAAAACAAUGAUAAGGUUAACUUGAUGAUGUUUGUUGCGGUUGUACUUGAUCCACGAACCAAAUUGGAGUCAUUGGAAUAUUGGUUCAAAGAUGUGCUUGGUGACAAGAAAUGUGAGGAGAUGGUGAAAAAAUUGAAGUCAUGCCUUAACAAAUUAUAUGAUCACUACAAUGUUGGACAGAGUUCAUCUCAAGUUCAACAUGGUAGUGAAUUGCUUCAAGGUUCCUCAAUGAAAAUAGAAGAAACUGAGAGUGCCAACUUUUACUUCAUGAAUAGGUGA